Molecule: messenger RNA, 727 nt
Organism: Tribolium castaneum (red flour beetle)
Lineage: Eukaryota; Metazoa; Arthropoda; Insecta; Coleoptera; Tenebrionidae
Exons: 1
Coding region: 173-706 (177 amino acids)
Source: RefSeq, a predicted model, not a curated record
UAUCGUUGUUUUAAGCUUGUCUGUGUGAUAAUUGCAUUGCUAAUUGAUAAAUUGGGGUAGAAAACGCUUAAUUUGUCGAUUAGAGUUGAUCAAUUUAGUUCAAAUGUCAUUACGUCUGGGCGUUUGAUCUACAUAACCCCAAAAACUUGGUACGAAAAAAGUGGUUAGGAAGAUGAAGAAAAAGGCGAAAAAAGCGAACAUGGUCAGUUUUGACGAAGAAGUUGUGCCGAAGCAAGUCGCCGAUGAGCUGCUAUCAAGCGAAGUUGAAAAUCCAGUCGAGAAAAAGGCAAAAAAGCGGAAGAAAAUUACCGAACCAACUAACCCAGAUGAAGGCAAAAAAACGGAGUCAAUUCGGGCGUUAAAGCGUAAAAAAUACGCUAAACUACUUGAGGAUAAGAAGAACAAGACCGAAUUGGCGUUGCAGGAAAAAGCCUUGAAUUAUUUAUCAAAGUGGAAGCACAGUCGAGACGAAUGGAAAUUCGAAAAGUUGAGGCAAAUUUGGUUACAACACAACAUGUAUGACGAAGUUAAAGUGCCACCAGAGUUUUGGCAAACACUGGUUGAGUAUUUUUCAAAUUCGAAAGGCAAAUCACGUGAGGUUUUGUUAAAAGAAGCGGUGGCAAUUAUCGAGGGGGAAAAUGACGAAAAUCAGGGGACGUGUAAGCUGGAACGGGCACGGGACAUUAUCCAGAAUCUUCAAGAAUAAAUUUUUUAAUAAUAAUUGGAA